Messenger RNA from Sphenostylis stenocarpa, 4587 nucleotides. NCBI's taxonomy places the organism in Eukaryota, Viridiplantae, Streptophyta, Magnoliopsida, Fabales, Fabaceae. The record is from the annotation of a GenBank genome assembly.
AUGUCGAGAGACAUGACAAGUUCUAUCAUAAAGGUCGUCAUAGGUGCUUUGAUGAUGUUGGACGAAGUUGGGGCUGAGAUUGUGGUUGUGUCAUUCUCCUUCUUCUUCUCCCAAUUCUCUGCCCGGGGGCGCCGCCUCUCCAUCCGCCGCUGCUGGAACUCUUGCAAGAUCCCCGCGGCGCUUCCGCGGGAUUUCUCUAGGGUUUUCCGAUCGUUCUUUCCUUUUUGUUAUCAGGACUUUGUUUUUCAAUUGCGCUUACUCUGUGUAGCGUCCACGAGCCGCAUGGCUCCCGGGCGUCGACGUGGAGCGAACAAGGCUAAGGCCGACGGCCACUUGAGUUUGGGUGAUCUUGUGCUGGCUAAGGUCAAGGGCUUCCCCGCUUGGCCUGCGAAGAUAAGCAAGCCUGAAGAUUGGGAAAAAGUCCCUGAUCCAAAGAAAUAUUUUGUUCAGUUCUUUGGUACGAAAGAAAUAGCUUUUGUUGCCCCAGCAGAUAUUCAGUCAUUCACCAGUGAGGCUAAAAAUAAGUUAUCUACUCGUCUUCAAGGAAAGACUAGGUACUUUGCCCAAGCUGUGAAGGAAAUAUGUGCAGCAUUUGAAGAGAUGCAGAAACAGAAGGCUAGUGGUUUGACAGAUGACACGGAUGAUUCUCGUAUUGGUUCAGAGGCUCCAUCUAAUGAUGAGGUAGUAGGUAACCAUAAGGAUGAAAUUGACACUGUGUUAUCAAAUGCAGAAAAAGAUAACAUUGAUAUGAAUAAUGUUGGUUCUAAUCUGGAGCACUGUACUCAGAGAGUAGGGGAAAAAGACAGCGCAGAUGAAAAGCACUCUGUGCCUGUCCAUCCAAAUGAAAGUUCAUUGGUUUCAUCUCCGGUGAUGAAAAGUAAAUUAUCCAUGGGUUCAGAGCCAAAGAAGAAUGCUAACAAAUUGAUUCUUAAAGGUGCUAGUAAUUUUAAUGAUUUUGGGCAAGAUGAUAAUGGACAUAUUAUUUUAACAAAUGGGACCAAGCCAAGAAAGCUUGUCAAUGGCUUGCGAAAGAAAAGUGAAGCUGGAGGUGAUAGAGAUAGAAAUGGUGGAUCAUCUACUGGAAAUUUUAAGGAGGGAAAUUGUAAUGUCCAUGGUGACUUUUCUAGGUCCGGAGAGACAAUGAAAGCUGGGAAGAAAAGGAAAAGUGCAUUUAAUGUUAAAUUGGGUUCUCCAGUUACUCUUAAAUCAGACAAUAAUUGUAAUACUGGGGAAAAAGAUAGCAACUUGAUAAAAGUCAAAACAAGUCUUGAGGUAAAAACUGAGUUGCAGGAGAUCUUGAUUGAUUCCAAGGAUGCUGAUGGUAAAAGUUCUAGUUUGCGGAAGAAGAUACAACUUCAUGCAACACAUAAUUUAGGGGCAAAUGAAUCUGUACAUGCUACCAAGAAGUUGAAGCGCAUGGAUGCCAAAGAGGAUUCAACUUUAGGAUAUCCUUCAAAAGUUUUGAAAAGAACUUCGCCUGGUUCUACAGUUAUUGAAGACAGAUCAUUUAAAAAAUUAGAAUUGAAGAAGUCUACCCCAAAUUUGAAAACAGAAAAAAGCUUGUCAUCACGGGGUCAAAUUAGUGGUGCAGGUUCUGAUGAUUCUAUCCAUGAGCUGCUAUCUGGUACUAGACAUCAUAUCCAGGUUCAACAAGUUAUGCUUGAUUCUUCUGGCAUUACUUUUGAGGAAAACAAAGAAAGGAGUUUUUAUAGACUGAAAGGUGAUACAAAUAAUGUUGUGAUAAAACAAGCUGAGAGGAAGCGUAGAGCUGUUUGUCUUUUUGAUGACGAUGAUGAACCUAAAACUCCUGUUCAUGGAGGAGCUGGAAAAAAUGUUAAAUCGUGUUCUGUUUCAGAGGUCAAGAAGAGCAAUAAUGCACACUCAGAGAAGUCUGAUGUUGUUCAGCUGGGUCAAAGAAAUUCUAGUGAGCUGGAGGAUAUCCAUUUGAAAGAGCCAUCAUCUCAAUUGCAUAGUGUCAGUUUGUCAAUUAAGCAGCCUCUAAAAGAUAAAGAGAAAGAUGAUGAAGUAAUUCCUCUGCAUGUUCCUAAUAGUCCUGAAAAAUUAGAUUUGAAGCAGUUUCCCUCCAAUGCUUCUAAAUUGAGCUCUGUCUCUCCACUAAAAUCACCUCAGUCGGUAACUGCAACUAAUUCAAAUGCUGAGCGGAAUAAAACUUCCAAACUGUCACUUAAAGUUUCCAGUAAUGCUACCCAAAAGAGGGUCGAUCAUGGGUCUUCAAAGUAUUCACAUAACCUUAGCUCUUCUCAGACUCAUGUUGUGACACAUAGAAGGAAGCUUGCAUCAUCGGUAGAAAUUUCUAAAACUACACCGGAGACAUUGCCUCAGGCAGUUGAAGUUACUGUUUCAACAAUUGGUUUUAAAGAUACCGAUGCUCUACAUGCUGAUAGGUUGGAGGUGAGCACAGAAGAGAAAAGUACUAUGAAGCAUCUUAUUGCUGCUGCCCUGGCAAAAAGGAAACAAGCUCAUUCACAAUUUCUUCCUUCUGGCUUUCCCAAUGCUCAGGGGGGAACUCCUAGCCCGUCCUCAGUUCAGCCAUUUCUGUCUGUCUCAAGCAAUUCUCUGCAGGCAGAUAUGCAAGGAGUUUAUGAGCACACAACAUUGGCUUCUCCACCAGCUAAAGAACAUCAUUCUGCUUCACAUAAUCAACUUGAUGCUGAUGAAAUUGAGGAUAGAAGAGUUGAUUCAGGGCAAAGGGGUGUAGGAGGCUCACUGAGUGGUGGUACUGAAGCUGCUGUUUCCCGCGAUGCUUUUGAAGGAAUGAUUGAAACAUUGUCAAGGACCAAGGAAAGUAUUGGUCGGGCAACCCGUCUUGCAAUUGACUGUGCCAAGUAUGGCAUUGCCAACGAGGUUGUAGAGCUUCUCAUACGAAAGCUGGAAAAUGAAACUAGUUUUCAUCGCAAAGUGGAUUUGUUUUUUCUUGUUGAUUCUAUCACCCAGUGCUCUCAUAAUCAAAAAGGAGCAUCCUACAUUCCUACAGUUCAGGCAGCAUUGCCACGUCUUCUUGGUGCUGCUGCUCCCCCUGGAGCUAGUGCCCGUGAAAAUCGUCGUCAGUGUCUCAAGGUUUUGAGGCUGUGGCUUGAGAGGAAAAUUUUUCCUGAAUCAGUUCUUCGCCGUUACAUGGAUGAUAUUGGAAUUUCAAAUGAUGAUAUUACAGUUAGCUUUUCUCUCAGACGUCCAUCUCGAGCAGAGCGAGCUGUGGAUGACCCUAUUAGAGAAAUGGAAGAAGGCAUGCUUGUUGAUGAGUAUGGAAGUAAUGCUACAUUUCAGCUGCCUGGCUUUUUAUCUUCACAUGCAUUUGAAGAAGAUGAAGAUGAAUAUGAAGAUGAUAUACCAAUGAAAUUGUGUCAGGAGACAUGUGAUGCAUCUCCAGCAGAUCCCACACAUACCCUUGGAGAAUCAGAAACUUCUACUGUUACCCCAAAUGACAAGCGCCAUUGUAUCUUGAAGGAUGUUGAUGGUGAGCUGGAAAUGGAAGAUGUUUCAGGUCAUCCAAAGGAUGAAAGGCCCACAUUUUUUAACAGUUCUGAUGAAAUUGAUUUGCAACUUCAGGGGUCAGAUAGAAAGUUAGAUCCAACUCCAAACAUUUCAGAAGAGAUGUCAGCUACUCCAGAAGGUUCUCCACCUUUGCCACUUGAUUCCCCGCCUCCGCCCCCACCUUUGCCUUCAUCACCACCGCCACCUCCUCCUCCAUUAUCACCAUCUCCUCCCCCACCUCCCCCACCCCCAAUGUUGCAACCCCCACCUCCUCCUUUACCACCCUCAGCCCCUCCUGUGUCAUUGGUUCCUCAAUCGUCGGUACCAGCUCGGCCACUUCUCUCCCAACCAUUAAUGCCAUCUCAGCCAUCACAUCAGUCAUCCCCACAGUUGGGGUAUCAGCAGAGUGUACCUCAUGACUUUAGUGGCACUAAUAAUGGUAACCAAAUAGUUCCAAUGGUUGGGAAUUCUUUUCCUGGAGGUCACAAUAAUGCUGUUGUCAAGAAUGAAGUAUUUCCACAGCCACCUGCUUAUGCUCCAGCAGCAGGUUGCAGCUCCCAGGAACCUUCUGGUUUUAACCCUUCAAGGCAAUUAGAGUACGGACAGAAUGAUAUGUAUAUAAAUGCUCAAGUUCCUCAACCUAACCAUCAAUUUCAGCAGGGUAAUCCCACAUUUGCACCGAGGCACACACAUCCCACCCCACCCCAAAAUCCACCAAAUCCGUACCCGUAUUCAAAUCCUACAGUUCAGCAACAUCUUCCACAUUCAUUCCAUCCUCCCUUCCCUUUACCAACUCUUCCUGAUGGCAGGAGACAGUUUGUUGCUGAUGAGCAAUGGAGAUUGUCAUCUAGUGAAUAUAAAACAAACAAUCAACAUGGUGUAUGGAGAGGGAGAAAUCCUUCAUGUCCUGGUCCACCCUAUGGGCAAGAAGGUCAUUUUCAGCAAUCAUUUGAAAGGCCACCAGUAAGCACUGUAGGUUUUCAGCGACCAAUUUCAAAUAACCUACCUGUUGCUCCAAUAUCAGGACACGGUGUACCACAGAUGCUGCCCUGUAGGCCAGACAUUCCUUCUGUUAACUGUUGGAGACCCAAUUGA